Messenger RNA from Coccomyxa subellipsoidea C-169, 1086 nucleotides. RefSeq lists its product as hypothetical. The record is from RefSeq and is a predicted model, not a curated record. NCBI's taxonomy places the organism in Eukaryota, Viridiplantae, Chlorophyta, Trebouxiophyceae, Coccomyxaceae. The transcript has 7 exons. The coding region runs from base 1 to 1086 and encodes 361 amino acids.
AUGCACCAGGCUGCCUUUUCAGGCUGCUCAUCCUGCGCAUGUGCUGCUGCGGACCUCUGCACGCGGGCGGAUCUGGACAUUGCACCGGGGUGUGCCGGGUGCAGCGCGCCGUCCACAAACUUCUGCACCAAGUUUGACAGCAACAGAAUUAUAGUCGCUGUGACGGCCAUUGUGACCCUGCUAUCAAUGGCGGCGCCGGUGGUGAUCAGCCUCUUAGCGCUGCUGCGGCAAGAGAGCGUGCGCAGCGUGCAGAGCGCGCGCGUCCGCGCAGCACGCUCCAGCCUCGCGGAUCAGCUGCGGCUGCUGGAGGAGGGACGGCCCCUGACGCUGCACGCCAACGCCCUCGCUGGGAGCAUCGGAGUGCUGCGGGACAGCGGGGAUGCGGCGAGCAUGCAGCUGGCCGACAAGGCUGUGGCAGCAUUUCAAAAGGCUGCUGGCAGCGCCAAGACCGCAGUCAAGGAGGCCGUUAGUGACAUGCCGCAUGCCCCUGCAGAACACACCAUCGAUAUCCAUGCGGGCGGUGUGCAGCAGCAGGAGCAGACGUCGUCUGGGCUGCUGGGGCGAUCCCUCUACCGGCCGCCCGGCGCGCAAGUGAGUAAUGUUAGCAGCAUCGCAGAGGAGGACUCGCUAAGCCGCAGCCCCUCUCUGGGGCCGCCCAGCAGGAAAUCAUCCACGCUCAGCAUGCGCUCAUCUCUGGCCUCCAACCCGCUGCUGCGCUCGUCCACUGACUUCUCUGCCAAGAUUUCCAGCCCCCUGCAGCGCCCCAGCCACCUCCACACACUCCUGGAGCCGGUGACCAUGCUGGACAGCCCGCUGAGCACGCACAGCUUCAUCCUGCCGGGCGAGAGUGACGCGAUGGAUCACAGCGCGCAGUCCAGCCCGGGAGCGCCUAUGUCACUGCAGCAGGACGGCACCCCCACCAAGCGGCACCACAAGAGCAAGAAGCACCACAAGGAGAGGCCGCAGAGGCAGGAGGCGCUCGCGGCAAUGAGCGGGGCUUAUGGCGUGCCCAUCGAGGAGAGGCCCAGGAAGCAGGUGCCCCAGCAAGACCCCGACGAUGACAGCGACGCAUCAGGGUACCUGUGA